Messenger RNA from Parathielavia appendiculata, 1630 nucleotides. RefSeq names its product NAD(P)-binding protein. NCBI's taxonomy places the organism in Eukaryota, Fungi, Ascomycota, Sordariomycetes, Sordariales, Chaetomiaceae. Bases 268 to 1443 code for a protein of 391 amino acids. The record is from RefSeq and is a predicted model, not a curated record. Gene Ontology annotation, molecular function: oxidoreductase activity. The transcript is spliced from 2 exons.
CCCCAUCGGCCAAGUGCCACUUCAUGCCGAUGGCUCGGUCCCCCACCAAGCUUUCAACCGCCGGCCCCAUCCACCAUUCAUCCGCAUUCCUCAAAUUAACAUCCCAGGGUAUCUGGAUAUCCGGACGUAUGAGGCAUACCAUGAGCUGAACACUGCUCAGGCGGGCGCGUGCGUUUUGCCCAGCGUCGCCUCGCAUUCUGAGACGUUGAAUCGUAGACCUCCACAGAUUCCCAUUCCCUGACACUCAAAGCCCUCUACCAUCGCGCUAUGGAUACCCGAAGUGCGAACGAUGGGUCGUCGGUGGCCGGGUCCGAGGCAUCCAAGAUGAAGCUCCAACUGCCGGCAAGCUGCGACCCUCCACAGCCGGGGGCGCCGGUCAAGCAGCUGGUCUGGAUUGUCUUCGGCGGCACCGGCCACAUGGGCCGCUCCCUUGUGAAAUCGGCCCUCAGUCACGGCGACCUCGUCACCACGGUCGGACGCAUCAUAGAGACGCCGCCCGAGGCCAUGGCGCUGCUCAACAGCGACACCUGCCUGGGCCAGCUGUGCGACGUGCGCGACGCAGCGUCCAUCGCCCGUGUCAUCGAGCGCACGCUCAAGCGCUUCGGCCGCAUCGACUGCAUCGCCAACUGCUCGGGCUACGGCGUCAUCGGCGCGUGCGAGGACCAGGACGAGCACGAGCUGCGCAACCAGUUCGAGACCAACUUCAUGGGUACCCUACACAUUGUCCAGGCCAGCCUGCCCUACUUCCGCCAGCAGAACGGCGGCCGCUAUCUCAUCUUCAGCUCCACCUCGGGCGCGCUCGGCGUGCCGGGCCUGGGCCCCUACUGCGCGACAAAGUACGCCGUGGAGGGGUUGAUCGAAGCGAUGGCGUACGAGGUCGACCCGUUCAACAUCAAAGCCACCUUAGUGGAACCCGGGCUGGUGAGGAGGGACGAGCCGGACUCCAAUAUGAAUCCGCUGCCGACAUGGGGCCAUUUCCUCAUCAAGCCCGCCAGCGAGGCCUACUCGCAUGCGACGUCCCCCGCGCUCCACGCCAAGAGGAUGGUGCAGUGGCUGGGCGACAGACAGCCGACGAGCGCGGUCAAGUGCGCCGAGCUGGUCUGGCAGCUGGGCCACUGCUCGUAUCCCCCGUUGAGGUUACUGCUGGGGAGUUAUGCCAUCGAGAGUAUCCGCGACCGGCUGAGGUCGGUGACGGAGGAGCUUGAAGACUGGAAGCAUCUAAACUAUCCUAUCCCGCCGGAUGCGCCAGUUGGUGAAAGGGAAGAGAAGACGGAUAAGGAGGGAAGGAAUGAGGGGGAGUAUCGGGAAGAGGGCGAUGACAAAACCGACAAGGACGAGAGAGAGGAUCAGGAAGGGAGGGAUGAGGGAGAGGACCGGGAGAAGGAGGAUGAUGAUAUGAUGGAGGGGAUAACCCCGGACGUGAAAGACAGCGAGGGCACAUGACGAAAAGCCCUGGAGAAAGUGUGAUUCCUCUGGAUUUGAGGUUUUCCCUGCAUUCUUGUGCAUAUCUCCUGUACCGCCUUGUCGCCCAGAGCUUGACUGUCCAGGUAUAGACCGUAGAAGACCACCAUUCAUACAGAUAUAACGAUAUGGACAUGUCUCCACAUGUCUGCCGUAGCGUAAUAUAACU